This is a messenger RNA of Schistosoma mattheei, 2167 nucleotides long. The record is from the annotation of a GenBank genome assembly. NCBI's taxonomy places the organism in Eukaryota, Metazoa, Platyhelminthes, Trematoda, Strigeidida, Schistosomatidae.
AUUGGUAGGUCAUUUCGUGAGCAGAUGAUAACAACUAGUUGCUACUAGAUUACUCAUCAAUUAGUUUGCUUCCUUAACGAAAGUUUGUUGUCACUCACUCACUUAUUCAAGUCAAACUUGGAUAAGAUUUAAUUCUUGCCUAUGAUGUAAAGUACAAUAAUGCUACUACUACUGUUGUGAACAAGAACACGAGUGGGGACAACCGAAUAUCUUUGAACACUAAAUUACAGAGCAUCUCACUAAAAUCUGAAAACCAUACAAUAAAUACUUAAUUUGCAAAAUCCCAAUCAGUUGUCUCAAAAUUGACUGUUUCUUCGGAAAUAACAGUCCAUCGUCGCCGAUUUCAUUGUUCCUGCAUUUUAAUAUCAAUUGCUUUCCGUUCCCGCUCUCUCCUUCUCGAUCUUCUACUAAAAUACUUUAUGUUCCUGACUAUUGUUAUAUACUACCUAUGUGGAUAUAAAUAGCUCGCACCACACUAGUACUACUACUGAUCGGUUUCCAAUAUCGAAAUAAAUAAAAUUCAAGGUUCAAAACUGGAAUCUAAUAGUUUAAAGUUGAACGGCUUAACUACGAAGCUAUCUAUCAUUAAGAAUUGCAUAUUGAUUCACACAAUAAAUAUUUCAUGAUUGCUUCUCCUUAUAUCUGUCGAAUGAAAUUAUAUGAAAACAUUGAUGAGGUGAACAAAAUGAUUUGUAUCCUAAUGUUAUAUAUAUAUAUAUAUAUAGGCACGUAUGUGUUAUUUACCUGACACUUUAUGCUUAGGAAACAAUUUACAAAGAACCAAAAAUUCAUCAUGUAGACGUGUUCGAUAUCGAUCAAAUUCAUUUAAUUCAUUCGCUUGUCAACAAAGUGAACAAAUGGCUGGGACAAUACAAUUAUUUUAUUUGUAUGAAGAUAAAAUUCAAAGAAUAUGUACAACCUUGCUACUUCAAAAGAAGACGUAAAGAAAUCACAAACACCUGAAAGAAUGGUCGAUAAAAUUCACCUUAGUUUUAUAGAUCAUCCAGUUGGACAUGUAAAGAUUAAAAAUUUAAAUAAUUGGGAUUUUAACAUUUUUCAUUUAAAACGAAUAACUUCUAACUAUACCAUUCGUGAUAUUGGUUUACAAAUAAUGAAUGAAUAUGAUUUAUUUCAUAAAUUAAAAUUGGACUAUUUCAUGAUGGCUAGAAUAUUCAGCUCUAUAGAAGCAGCUUAUCACAAUUUUAAUCCGUAUCAUACAGCGUUGCAUGCAGCCGAUGUACUACAAGCAAUGCAUUGUUUUAUAUCACAAAGUCAACUUCUGACCAUUUUAAGUCCGACAGAAAUUUUCGCUAGUCUAUUGGCAACCGCUUUACAUGAUGCUGAUCAUCCCGGUGUAAAUCAAUCCUAUUUAGAGAAGACAGGUGAUUUUUUGGUUGAUUUAUAUAAAUCGGUUUCUGUAUUGGAAAAACAUCAUGCAAAAUUUGGUUUAUGCAUUCUUCAAGAAAAUGGAUUAUCUAAUGCAUUAGAAUUAAAAGAUUGGGAAUUCGUGCGUGACUGUUUUUUAAAAUUAAUUCCAGCUACUGAUAUUACAUAUCAAGGAGUAUAUCAAAAACAAUUCAAAGAUUUAACAAACUAUCAUAUGGCUAAUCCAUCUUUAUCAUAUACAAUAUCUGAUCGCCUGUUAAUCAUGCAAAUGGCCUUAAAAUGUUCAGAUAUAAGUAAUCCCUGUCGAGUUUGGCCAAUAUGUAAAGAAUGGGCAAUACGUGUUUGUUGUGAAUUAUUUUGUCAAGGUGAUAGAGAACGUUUUCAAUGGUCAUUACAGCCUAUACCAACAAUGGAUCGCACAAAAUUUACUUUAGCAAGAAUACAAAUUGGAUUUAUUAGAGAUAUGGUGAAACCAUUAUUAACUGGAUGGCAUGAAUUUUUUCAGAAUAAUCUUACACUGAAAAUUUUACAAAAUUUAGAUGAAAAUUUAAAAAAUUGGCUAACUGAUUUAUCUUCUUCUUCAUCAUCAUCGUCAGGAAUAACAACUUAUGUUAAUCGUCAUAAUUCAUUAGACAGUCAACUGACAUCAACAUUACCACUUAGUUACAAUAAUAAUCAAUCUAUUUCAACAAUUCAUUAUUUAGAUCAAAUUAAACAAAAAACUAUCAAAUCAGAGAAAUUGGAUCAAAAAAAUAUAAUUGAUUUACAAAACCUUUUAUAG